Messenger RNA from Penicillium canariense, 1434 nucleotides. RefSeq lists its product as uncharacterized. The record is from RefSeq and is a predicted model, not a curated record. The transcript has a single exon. NCBI's taxonomy places the organism in Eukaryota, Fungi, Ascomycota, Eurotiomycetes, Eurotiales, Aspergillaceae. The coding region runs from base 1 to 1434 and encodes 477 amino acids.
AUGCAUAGCUCGGCAGACACAAAGCCAGGGCCAGACUCCGACCUCGAACUGGUAGCCCUCGAGCCCGCACUGCCCGCUGAAAAGCCCCUCCGCAACGCUAGCGACAUCACUGGGGAAGAGUCACUCCAGUUCAAUAGAGACACCGUCACCCUCGUCUUCCGCGGCGGCCGCUUCCGCCUCUUGCACCAGCAGCAAUUCCGGAACAGUCUGCUCGCAAGCGUGGGAUAUCUGGAGCUCGCGAACGCGGCGGACUUCGCGGCCAACGUAUGGAACCAGAUCCCUGUACCGACCUUUGCAGCUGUGCUAAUGGGUAUCGGCGGCACAUGUGCUCUGGGCAUGGUAUUCGUCGCGGUGCAGGAUAUUCGGCUGAGCUGGCGGAACGUGAAGCUUCUUCGUGCGGAGCGGGAGAACCUGAAGCGACUGCGGCAGUAUCAUGUCAGGAACGUGGAAUUGGACCAGCUGCUGGAGAGCAAGCUGGGCGUGAGCGACCGAGAAAUCGGCACCGAGGUCGUGGAUCGCAUCGCGAUGGAUUGUCUUCUCGGUUUCGGCUCGGUGUUGGUAGGCGUGGGCACCCUCAUGGCCAUCGGCGGCGCCAACCCGCGCGUUUUUAAAGCCAGUAACCUGCUAUCCGGGUACAUCGGUAAUGGACUGGCCGCGCUUUUUGGCCUGGUCAACGCUAUCUGGUCUGCUUACUUACUCUGCCGCUUUCACCUGCACCUCCGAGCGGCACGGGCGGCGCUGCCGAGUGAUCAUAUCCGCUGGCGGCUGCACACCCGCAUCCGCCGGUUCCAGUGGCACGCGUUCGUGAACGGCCUUAAUGGUCUCGUGGCCGGGGCGGGGUCCCUAGUCACGGCGGAGCGGUGGUGGGGGUAUGUCGUGCUCAUCCCGUGCAUCAUCUCCCUGAUCGCGAUCAACUACUUUUGGCGGAAAAAGCUCGGCUACGACAGGCCACUAUUGAUGGGCGCUUCGAUUGCACGCACGCAGUUGAUGCCGGUCGUCGAACAGCUGGAGUAUGUGAUCGCCAUGCAGCGUGCCUUCGCGGAGCCGGACACUGCCCUGCCAAAGCUCGUGAAGACAGACUCGCUGGAGUCGAUGCUGCGCUUUAUAGUGCACAAUCACAUGCUGGAACCGUACUGCGAAUCUCUGGUCCAUGAUAAACAGGCCCGAUCCCUCUUGCAAGAUCUCCGAGGCACAGCCAGCACACCACAUGAAAUCACCAUCUCGCUAGAUGCGCUCCUUCGCCUCUCCACCUCCCGUACUAAAAACACUAGUCUUCUCCUGACUCAUGCAAUUUGCUUCCUUCGUAAAGACGGAGUCCGCAUCUUCAUACAUCGCGAGCGCUAUCUCCUCGAGUUAUUGGGCUACGCUGCUUGGCGGGAUCACACAGCGGCCGCUGCGGGUGGUGCUCCGGGAGCAACGAUAGAAACCAAGUAA